Messenger RNA from Ooceraea biroi (clonal raider ant), 2546 nucleotides. Its product is annotated as flocculation protein FLO11. Lineage: Eukaryota; Metazoa; Arthropoda; Insecta; Hymenoptera; Formicidae. The record is from RefSeq and is a predicted model, not a curated record.
GCGGUGUGACCGUAGCGCGUAGACGCGGAGGAAUACCCGCCGCGGCGCGCAGACUCAAGCUCUAUAGCAACGGAUUCAACAAGCGGAGGACGAAAAAGGACGUCUUUUUUCUUGGAGCUGGUUGGUUUUUUCCCGAAUGUGUGAGUCACUGAAGAGAUCGUAGGCUGCUGAAUUCUCGAAAGUCUAUCUGAAGGUCAAGGUGGAGAAAAGGAUUGCUUUGAGAGAGAGAGGGGAUCUUUUGCGACCCUGAGUGGCCGAUUGAUUACGGAUGAGAAAAAAUUCGAGAUAAGUACCGUGAACAUUUUCGGCGGUGAAUCGAUCCGUUCGACUCGAAGUACGCCUGACUGAUUGACCGCCAUUACGGCAUCACAAAUUUAACAUCAAAGGCUGCCCUCUUUUUUUGGACUCAGUGCUACCGGUUAAUACGUGUUUAUCCUUUAACGAUUUCUUAUGGUUGGUUCCCGUUCACAUCAUCUCAGUGUAUUCUUUAGUGUUUAAUUACCGAUUUAUUUGUAUCGUUCAUUGGUCUCGACUUUUGGUGUACGCUCGCAUUGCCAUUAUUUCUUCAUUGCAUGGUCCAUUGUCGCCUUACGAAUAUCUUGUUCAACAAGUUAUGCAUUUACCGGUUUCUUAUGAUUGAAUUCCGGUCCUAGUCUUCUGAUUUAUUCAUGGAAUGUCAUAUUAUUGACCGAUCUGUAUGUUUAUUCAUGUGUAUACGUAUUUAAUGGUUUAUUUUCGACAAACGUUCACAUUAGUCUUGUUUAUGUCAUUUGGAGACUGAUCACUGAUGUACAUUUAUAUUUACGAAUUACUUGAUGGCUUAAUUCAUGGCAUUCGUUCACCUUGGUUGCUCGUAUAAUACAAUGUCUGCUUCUCAAGUUAAAGUCAAAUUCAUGGUUAAUUUUCUCCAUAUUGGUUUACGUUUACAUGCUUUUUACCUACGUUAACGGCUAUUUAUUACUUCACAUUUAUGCUUAUGCAUUUGUUUUUGCAUUCAAUGAUUGAUUCAUUUUCCGCUCACUUUCCGCGUCUAUUACUCUGAUCGCAUUCACUGUCGGGUUAAUUAUCGUUUUACAUCUGCGCUAAUGCAUUCUAAAGGGUCAUCUACAAUGGAGAGUCGUAGGCCGUAGCAGUAGUUGUAGAAAAUAUUUCCAUUUCGUACUACCUACUGCCUACUGCCUACGACUAGUGUUCCUAGCAUCCCUAGUAUUCUAAGGAGACGUACCUAUCACUACUUAUUGCACUAGUUCAGAAGUGCAGCGAAAAAGACCUAACCUAAUAUUGAGUUAGUAUUAUGUUAGAAUUAUGAAGUAGCUUGAGUGUGCUUUUUAGUAUUUAAAUAAAUUUGUUUUUUUAUUUAAAUAAAAUAUUCGAAACGCGAUGUCUGAUGAAGAAGUAUUUGAUGUAAAUGACGUUGAUGUAAAUGAGGAGGAUGAUGAAUAUAACGUUUCUAUGAAGGAAGAACUGAUAGCACUUGUCAAAGCUAAUCCCGCUCUGUACGCGAAAUUGGAAGAGUAUGCUGGUAAAAAGUUUUGCAAAGACUUGGCUUGGGAGAGUAUCGGAUAUAGCUUGUCGAAGCAAAUAUCAGGGAAAGAAGCCGCCAAAAUAUGGUAUAGCAUUCGCCAGCGAUUUGGUAGGGAAAGACGGAAGGUCGUAACAUCUGUCAAAGGAAAAUCUUGAUAAGAGAAGAAGCCCCUGUAUGUGCCAAAAUGGCCUCUUUAUCCUCUUUGUUUAUUUUUGGCGGACCAUAUUAUGCCUCGCAAAACUGCCAGUAAUUACGUGUCAUAUAAUAAUAUGAAAAAGAUCACAACCACUGGAAAAACUUCUUUUUCCCCACUAUUUAUUUUGCCUUCACCAUCAUCAUCAUCACCAUCACCAUCACCAUCACCAUCACCAUUACCAUCACCAUCAUCAUCACCAUCAACAUUAGCACCAUUACCAAUAUCAACACCAUCUCCACAAGUAUUGUUUUUCUCUCCGUCAAGUUCAUGGUCUAGUGAUUUAGAGUCAACAUAUAGCAAUAAUGCUACAUCUGUGUCCUCGAUUAAUGAUAGCAAAAAAAAGGAAGCUAUCAUACGAGCAUCAACAUCUUCAUCCAAUAGCCUGAAUGUACAGGAAUGUUCUGCAUCAGUUACUACACCAUUACUGUCACCAUCUGAGUAGGUGCUGAAAACGAUACAGAGUACACAAAGUAAAAGAACUGUUCCUGAACUUGAUCAGUUCGCUAAACGCAAGAAGAAAGAUGAUGAUUUCUUAAUGCAAGCAAUAGCUAAGCAGUCAACAGUUUUGACUAAUUUUGCUACAAAAUUAGAGGAGUCCUUCAUAAAUAAACCUACGGUAAUGAUCACAAACUUAGAUCAGUGUAUCUCUCAGGCCAAAGUAUCUACUGUUUCCUCAGCAUUAUCUGAAAAUAAUCCAGUCUUAGUUGUCAUUGGAUAUGCUCUUAAGUCUGUACCUGAAGAAAAGCGUCUCGAAUGUAUGUGUGAAGUGCUCAACGUUAUAAAAUCAAAGUAUCUAUAAUCUAUAUGAUAGCAGAUGUUCAACAU